This is a messenger RNA of Bacidia gigantensis, 4257 nucleotides long. RefSeq lists its product as uncharacterized. Gene Ontology annotation, molecular function: protein binding; ATP hydrolysis activity; ATP binding. Gene Ontology annotation, cellular component: chromosome. Lineage: Eukaryota; Fungi; Ascomycota; Lecanoromycetes; Lecanorales; Ramalinaceae. The record is from RefSeq and is a predicted model, not a curated record. The transcript is spliced from 3 exons. Bases 1 to 4257 code for a protein of 1418 amino acids. Gene Ontology annotation, biological process: mitotic chromosome condensation.
AUGUCAUCGGCAUCUCCAACAAGACCAUCGAGGCGAGCAGCUGGCAGGAGAAAAGUUGUCAUUGAAGAAUCUGAUGAGGAGAACAGCGCCGUUGUUGUUGACGAAGAGGACGAAGAUGAUUUUACACCAGCGCCCCAGCAGAGUCCAAGGCGUCAAACACGGCGCAGAGCUACCGAGACACCGGAGACUCCUCGUGCAACAACACGCGCACGACGCGCAAAGACUGGAGAUGAUGUAGUGCCGUCUCAGACCCUACACCCGGCCAAGGAGGAGCAGUUGCCAGGUUCUCCUACCAAGAGAGCGUCACCAAGGAAGCGUAAGAGCGCUGCACCUACCAAAAGAGGUCUUCCCCUUGAAAUCAAAGAGGAACCUCCUCAUUUACCAACACCUCAGCCGUCUAUAAGCCCAGAACCCGCACAAAUGCGUUCGGCGCCUUUGGCAGACAUUACAUCUUCGGUGAACAACGAGCAAGGGCCUUCUACAGAUAGUCAGAAGCCCUUUAUUCCAAUCAAGCCCAUGAAUGCUGUUCUAGAGAAGCCCAUGGACAUUGUAAUUAGAUCAAGAGCAUUAGCAGCACCUCCAAAAGAAGAAGAUAUUGGACCGAAGCCAAGAAUGGUCAUCAAAUCUUUGACUCUCAACAAUUUUAAGAGCUAUGCUGGACGGCAGGAAGUUGGACCCUUUCAUGCUUCUUUCUCUUCUGUCGUAGGGCCCAAUGGCUCUGGGAAAUCUAACGUCAUUGACUCGCUUCUUUUUGUAUUUGGAUUUCGAGCAAGCAAAAUGCGGCAGGGCAAGAUUUCUGCGCUAAUUCACAACUCGGCGGCCUUUCCUGAUCUAGAUCAUUGCGAAGUGGCGGUCCACUUUCAAGAGGUCAUGGAUAUUCCAGGAGAAUGUCACGAAGUAUUAACAGAUGCAGACCUGAUAAUCUCGCGGAAAGCGUUCAAAAACAACUCAAGCAAGUACUUUAUUAACGGACGAGAAUCAACAUUCACCGAUGUUACUAGCCUUCUGAAAGGAAAGGGAAUCGAUUUAGAUCACAAGCGUUUCUUGAUUCUUCAGGGUGAAGUUGAGUCCAUUGCUCAAAUGAAACCAAAAGCAGCGAAUGAGCAUGACGAUGGCUUGUUAGAAUAUCUUGAGGAUAUCAUUGGCACCUCCAAGUACAAGUCGCCCAUUGAAGAAUCAGCCACUGAGGUCGACACAUUGAAUGAGGUAUGCACAGAGAAAAGUGCGCGAGUCCAGCAUGUCGACAAGGAGAGAACAAACCUGGAAGACAAGAAAGAUAAGGCUCUUGCUUUUAUCAAAGAUGAAAAUGAGCUAGCUUUCAAGCAGUCUGCUUUGUAUCAAGUCUACACUGGCGAGUGCGAAGAUAAUCUCAAAGUGACAGAUGAAGCGAUCGCAGAUACGCAAGGCCAAUUGAACGCAGAAUUAGAAAAACAUCAAGGGAAUGAAGAUGGCAUCAAAAAUCUUGAGAAAGCUUACAAGCAGGGCUCAAAGGAACUAGAACAUCUUCAAAAGGCCACCCAAGCGGUGCUCAAAGAGAUGGCCAAGCACGACAAGGAGAACGUAAAAUUUGAGGAGAAAAAGAAAUUUCUGCGAUCGAAGCAAGCUAAACAGGAGAAGUCUUCUCAAACAAGUCGACUUGCUACUUCAGAAGCCACUAGCUUGAUCGAAAAACAUUUCGACGACAUAGAGCGCAAUGCGCAAGACAUUGCCCGUAUGGAAACUGAAAUGAGCACAGAGGAAAAGGAGUUGGCUUCUAUUCGGGAAACUCUGAAAGGGAAGACGCAGACCUUUUCGGAGCAGAUUGCUUCCAAGCAAAAGUCAUUAGAACCGUGGAACGAAAAAAUCAACCAAAAGCAGUCUGCAAUCGCCGUUGCACAGAGUGAACUUGACAUUCUCCACGAGCGAGCUUCUGCUGGAAGCAUCGCAAUUGAAGAGGCUCAGGCGCGAAUUGAGUCUUUGAAAACAUAUCUAAAAGCAAAAGACGCAGAGGUCAAGCAGCUUAAAAACCAUAAAGCUCAGGUCGAAAAGGAUGAGUCGAAAGUUCAAAUAGACCUGGACACGUUAACCCAGCAAGAGCCUGAGAUGAGAUCCAGAUUGUCGGGCGCCAGACAAAAAGCUGAUGAAGCAAGAGCGAGCCUGUCGAGCACACAGACUCAAGGAAAUGUCCUGAACGGGUUGAUGCGUCUCAAGGAAUCUGGUCGUAUUGAAGGAUUCCACGGCCGACUAGGAAAUUUAGGAACUAUAGAUCAGAAGUAUGACAUAGCGAUCUCAACGGCCUGUCCUUCUCUAGACAACCUAGUGGUGGACUCAGUCGAUGUUGGUCAGCAGUGCAUCGAUUACCUGAGGAAAAAUAACUUAGGCCGCGCCAACAUUAUUUUGCUUGACAGGCUCGCGAAAAGAGAUCUAUCACCUGUUGAGACCCCAGAAAACGUGCCCCGGCUUUUCGAUCUUGUCAAAACAAAGAAAGAUAAUUUCAAACCUGCCUUCUUCAGCAUUAUGCAGAAUACUUUAGUUGCAAGAGAUCUUGAGCAGGCAAAUCGUAUCGCGUAUGGGGCAAAACGCUGGCGUGUCGUUACGCUCGACGGUCAAUUGAUCGAUGUAUCCGGCACAAUGAGCGGCGGUGGCACUCGCAUAGCUAAAGGGGCUAUGUCUUCCAAACUGGUUGUUGAAACCACCAAAGAACAAGUCUCAAAAUUGGAAGUGGACUCAAAUCGAUUAGAGCAGACAUUCCAAGAAUAUCAACAAAAUUUGGCGGCCCUUGAAAGCUCACUAAAACAGCAUCAUGAGAAGAUACCCCAGCUAGAGACCGCGAUACAAAAAGCAGGCUUAGAAUUUGAGAGCGUCAAGCGUAAUCUCACGGACGCUGAGCGUCGGGUAAGCGAACUAGCAGCAGAGCAACCAUCAACCCAUUCCGAAGACGCUCGUGUUUCGGUGUUGGACCAAGAAAUCGCUAAGCUUGAGAGGGAACUUAAGAAACUUCGACAGGAAACAUCGGGGCUGGAAGGCGAAAUCCAAGAACUUCAAGACAAGAUUAUGGAAGUUGGGGGAGUUCGGCUAAGGGCACAGAAAGCGAGGGUAGAUGGUUUGAGAGAGCAGAUUGAUAUGUUGACCGAGGAAAUAUCGAAUGCUGAAAUAGCAAAGACGAAAGCGGAGAAGCAGAAAACUAAACACCAGCAGGCGUAUGAAGACGCUAAGAAAGAGCUUGCCGCUGCCACAGAAGAACUAGAGAGUCUUGGGAACGAAGUCAAACACCAGGCAAACGACGUAUCACAUUCCAAGCAAAAGGCCGAGGAGGCGCAAGACGCUCAGAGUACUAAGCAAGAAGAGCUCGUGGCGUUGAAGCAAGAGCUUGAUGAGAGGACAGCAGAGUCAAACGAGAUCAGGGCCAUAGAAAUAGAGAUGCGGAACAAGCUUGAAGAAAACAACAAAGUUCAAUCCGAAUACCAGAAGCGAUUAAGAUACUGGACGGAGAAGCUUAGCAAACUCUCAACUCAACAAGUCAGCGAUCUUGGCGAGGAACAAGAAGCUGAACAAUUGCCGCAAUACACCAAGGAUGAGCUUGCAGACCUGGACAAGGGUAUCCUCAAGGGGGAGAUCGCUGCUCUGGAAGAAAAAACUCAGAAUGUCAACGUGGAGCUCAGUGUUCUGGCUGAGUACAGGCGUCGUGUAGAAGAACACAUCUCAAGGAGCAACGACUUACAAACCGCGGUCACAUCACGCGAUGCGGCCAAAAAGCGAUGUGAUGAGCUCCGUAGACUACGCCUCGAGGGUUUCAUGACAGGCUUCAGCACGAUCUCUUUACGAUUGAAGGAGAUGUACCAAAUGAUCACCAUGGGCGGAAACGCAGAGCUCGAGCUUGUCGACUCUCUGGACCCAUUUUCGGAGGGUAUCUUGUUUAGCGUUAUGCCGCCGAAGAAAUCUUGGAAGAACAUCUCGAACCUCUCUGGUGGUGAGAAGACACUGAGUAGCUUGGCUUUGGUAUUCGCUCUGCAUCAUUACAAGCCCACACCCUUGUACGUCAUGGACGAGAUUGAUGCCGCGUUGGACUUCCGAAACGUCUCUAUCGUCGCGAGUUACAUCAAGGAAAGGACGAAGAAUGCACAAUUCAUCGUCAUAUCUUUGCGGAAUAACAUGUUUGAGCUAGCUUCCCGGCUGGUAGGUGUAUAUAAAGUCAAUCACAUGGUACGUGCAUCCUUAGGCGCAAUGCUUAUCAAUGGAUUGCUGACAGUCGACGUAGACGAAGAGCGUGACGGUUGA